Messenger RNA from Mucor mucedo, 2146 nucleotides. RefSeq lists its product as uncharacterized. The transcript has 3 exons. Bases 210 to 1925 code for a protein of 571 amino acids. Lineage: Eukaryota; Fungi; Mucoromycota; Mucoromycetes; Mucorales; Mucoraceae. The record is from RefSeq and is a predicted model, not a curated record.
ACAAAAGGUUUGAUACCAGGUAACACUCAUUUUUCACCUUGGCUGGUAUCAACCAAAUUCUACAGCAUCUGUCUACAAAUAGUUGGGAUCACAUUCAACUAAAAUCCUCUGAGCUUUAUAAUCCUAUGAAGUCUUACGCGUCCUCUGUCAUUAUUUUCAACAAAUAAAUAGUGUUUGCCUUUGGUCUAUUUAUUUCUGAAGGUUAUAACAUGGAUUUAUACAAAUACCUGGACUUGAUAGAAUGGUCAGACCAAAAGCUUGAUAACGUAGAAAAUUCAUCGGAUAAUUUUUGGAUAACUUGGAUUCCAUCUAUUUCGCAACAAGAAAGAUUACCAUCAUCUCGCAAUACUUCAAAUUUAAAUGUUUCUCCUUCAGUCAUCUUUUUCACCGUGCUGAUAUGUGUCUUAGUGGGUGUCAUAAUUGCAGUGAGCAUGCUAAAAAAUAGAAAAACUGCUUUUUUUACGAAACCAUACGCGUGUAGCUAUCAACGAAUCAUCAAUUUUUUCUGCAGUAGAAGAGUCGGGGAGACAUUUGCGACGCAGAUGUACGGCCUUGUAACAAACUUGGUUUCUUUCAUGCUGCUUAUGCUUUUUAUCGCCUACUUUGUAUACAGCAUUGUAAAUAGCCCUGUAUCGACAACGGAAGAAGUGUUAGAGGCAACUGACAUACCUUUUCCAGACGUUCGUUUUUGUUACACUGGUUGGAAAUAUGAUAGCUACAAUGAUACGACUGGUAAUUUUCCUCAAUUGACCUGUGAAUCUUCCGAUGACGUCGAUAACUGUGAGGAUGUUUAUAAACUUCCAAGGUCUAUUAUGAGCCCACACUCAUUAUUCAGUGAUACAUUAUGCUACAUGUAUUCUCCGUCAAAAGAUAAGUUAAACUAUAUAUAUGAAGGCGUUCACCUCCAGUUUUUUCAUGUGGGUAAUGUUAUGAGUGACAAUGAACAAUCAACUCGCAUUCAAAUAUAUGAACCAGCCAAAAAUCCAAAUCGUCAAGUUUUCAAUAUUUCACCUUUGCCUAAUGAGUGGAGUGUAGAGUAUCUGGACGAUUGGAUGGAUAUGCAAACCAAUAAUUCUUUUGUAUAUGGUACUUCAGGACAGAAAAUUGCUUUCAAUGGCGUGCCAGGUGUCAGCAUUCAUUUUAAAAUGACUUACACACAAAAAAUCGAUCCAGAUAGUCUUUGGAAUCUAGUAGGCGUAUUUCCCAAGUACAUUCAAAUGUCAGAGCUUAGCAUCAUCAAUUCGGAAAUACUUGGCAGUCCAAACGCCAGUUUCGACUUAUUUCAUUACAUCAACAUUUACCCUGUAGAUAACAAGAAGAUCCUCAUUACAGAAAAAAGAGAUAUAACCAUCAUAUCUACGCUUGGUGUUCUAGGUGGAAUUGUCAGUAUGUUAAUAGCUGCCAGAGUUUUUUUAUUCGGGGCAAAGCCGACAGAGCCUUGGGGUGUUUUCCAACGUCUUUCUCUGCGGUCAAAUCGAGAGCAGAACAAAUCUGAAAACUUGAGAAAAUACUUUCUUAUUCCUGGCGUUGAUAAUAUACCAUUUGUAACACCUGUCCAUCAACGAUUUUCUGAUAUCUAUGCCAAAAACAAAGACAGGCAUGUUACCACCCUAGGCAACAGUAGUUCAGUCAGUGCAGAAAUGGACUCCUUGAUCAACAACCGUUCUGAUGCAGGCAUGCGAAUGAGAAAUAACACUAGCGUGACAGAAAUCAAUCAUGACGUUGUGAAUGCUUUGAAAAAUAUGCAAGAAAGAUUAGACCAGUUGGAAGGACGAAACCAAAUUCUCGAGUUAGUAUUAAAGGCAUAUUAUAUCGAUGAUAGAAUUUUUCGCGAAAUACAUGAAACUACAAAAAAAGAAACAAGUUCAGUUUCGGAUUUGGAAAUGAGCCCAUUGUCAGAAGUAAUAAAAAUCGAAGAGAAAUAGGAGUCGAUGAAAGAAUACUUGAAAGAAUUGGGAAAAUUUUAUUUUUGAAUUUCCAAAUAUAUAAUUUACAGUGGUUACUCAAUCAGCAAAUAUGAUGAUGGUGUCUCUACUACGAGAUCAGGAUGACAGUAAAAAAAAAGAAAAAUGUUUUUUUUUUGUUUUAUUUGAACUAUAUAUAUAUGUACGACCCAUAGAAAGAGAAAAGAAAAAGAAAGAAAGAG